AUGAUUCUAUGCUGUUGUUGGCCACUUCAUAAAUGUGUUACGGUGCUUUCCCUUUUCGACACAGUGAUUGUCGCCUUUUUUGCUUACAAUGUUUUCCAAGAGCUGAUGGAAACAAUUUCUAGUCCGCACUGGACAACAGUUUUUGCUUUCUUUUUCUUCACGUUUUUCCUCGUCUGCCAGGUAUUGGCCUCAAUCUUCACGGUGCUCGCUCACAAAAGAAGUCUUGCUCAUUAUCUCAUACCACGAUUGAUUCUUUGCGCAGGUCUUUUCAUUUGCUCGACAAUCGCUUUCAUCGUUAUGCUGAUCUAUUUCAUGGGUGGAGAACAUAAGAUGAACGAAGCUGUUUUCAAGUUACAUGACUUCUUUUACCCCGGUGAGAUGGAUCCCCACGAAAAGGGGAAAAUGGAAGUCGAGCUUAAAAUGUAUGCAGCUGCAUUUGGAGUCCUUUCAUUCGUUUAUGCGAUCUACAACGGAUUCGCUUUCUUGCUAACAAAGAAAUUCCAUGAGCAUCUCAAUGGAUUCACUCCGCUCCCACAAGAGGCUUCAGCUCCAGCUUACAAUCCCGACUAUCCACCUCAUCAUAAACAAGAUCCAACAAAAGGAGGUGUAUAUCCAAAUCUACGC
Mesorhabditis belari is the source of this 624-nucleotide messenger RNA. The record is from the annotation of a GenBank genome assembly. Lineage: Eukaryota; Metazoa; Nematoda; Chromadorea; Rhabditida; Rhabditidae.